This is a messenger RNA of Symbiodinium sp. CCMP2592, 2148 nucleotides long. The record is from the annotation of a GenBank genome assembly. Lineage: Eukaryota; Dinophyceae; Suessiales; Symbiodiniaceae.
AUGUGCGGAGCUGGCAUGGCGCAGCCACCCGCAGCCCCUGGAGAUUUGCAAGUUGUUCCAUCCGAAUCCGAGGAGCUGCCGCUUCCGGUGGCAAUGGCCAUCGGUCGACCUGAAAAGGCCGAAGAUUGGCGAGAAGAGGCCUCAAGCCACAGCAGAAGUACCACGGAAGGUCGGCAAAACACGAUUUCCGGAGUCUUCUGCAUGCUGCUGAAAGCGACGCUGCGAAUCGGCACUGUGGUGGUCACCUCUUGGCUUGUCAUGGCAAUCCUGGAGAACGAAUGGGACGAGCGCACUGUGCUCAUGGUGGGCUGCAGCAUAAUCCCGGGACUUGCCGGGAUGUACCUCUGCAGCAGAGCUUCAACGAAGCACUCGCUGUCCACGGCUGGCUUUCUGCUGUGUACCUGGAUUCUGGGUCUGGUACAGACAGAUGGGAUCCAGGAUAUGGAGAUGGUCUACGAAGGCAGGGGAAGAGCGCAAUGGAGAACAAGCCUUCUGGCCAACGAACUCCUCCACCCGGUUCAAGAUAUCUUACUGAUUCUCCUGUCUGUCCAGCGGCUCAGCUCACUCCAAAGCUCUGCUGGCCAUGCUUUCAUCCCUCAUUUGAUGAAGCUGUUCUGCUCGAUUGGCACUGUCUACACUGCCGGGCAAGUGCUUAAUUUGAGCCUGGUGUGGACACACGCCGGGUGGGAGGACUACGCACAGGUCUGCGCUAUCCUACUUUACGCGUCUGCCGUCUGGCUCUGUGUGAAGAUCUUGUUUGCAUAUCGGCAGGUGCUGGAAAGUCUGCACUCAGCCAGGGUGGUUGCGGAGCGCACGUGCUUCACUGAAAUCAUCAAAGACUCCGGGUGCCAAGCGCUGAAGCGAGCGCGCUGGGCGAUGAGAAAGGAGACCUGGGGUGUGGCUCUCUGCUUUACCAGCACCUUGGUGUCUUUUCCCUUCGCGAAUAUGCUGAUCCGCUAUGGGCUCUAUGAGUCCCUCCCCUGGAUCCUGUCCGCUGUGCUGCUUGGGAACACCCUGGGCACCUGGAUCCUCUCGAACGCCCAACGGCAACCUCGCACGAUGGCGGAGGCCAAAAGCACGCGCUGCCUGGGUCGCAAGACCUCCCGUACACUGCCAAGGACUGAAGCCCCUCCUGAAUGGCAAGCGAAGGUCAAACAGCUGUCGAUGAGGGGCAUCACGGCCCAGGCUCUGCUCAGUUUCUACAAAAGCCUCGGCGGCCGGCUGAUGCCACACUACCAGGCCGGGCGGCACACCACCUCCGACGUGGUCAGACAGGCCAUCAUCCCGCAGACCCGCGCGGGGCGCUGUGCCUACGCGACCUUUAUCCACGGCCCACGUCGGCCUGACCGAAUGGUCACGCACUCCUGGCGGAAUUUGUUCCGUGAUCUGGUGGCGGCUGUUAUUGCUGAUGCGGUGGGCGAAAGUAGCUUCGGGCUCGUGGCUGCCCUGCUGGAAGAGGAUGUGUCUGUGCUCGAGGCGCUUCUGCAGCAGCAAGGCACGGCCGAUCGGGUGUAUUGGAUCUGUGCUUUCGCAGUGAACCAACACGCUGGCAUUUGUGAGAAUCACGAUGGGGACCGGGACUCUGUGACGGGACAGGUUCAUCCUGGCUGCGCUUGCGGUCUGCCGAAGAUGCUGAAUACCACAGCGCCGCUGUCUACAGAAGGCCCCACAAAAGGCCAGAGCAUUGGAUGCGAGAUGAACAAGUUUGACGACAUGAUGGCUCUGCUAGCCAGGAAGAAUCCACAGUUUUCGCAAGUCGUCGCCGUGGAUGCUGGCUUCGUUCUCUUUCGGAGGGCCUGGUGUGUGGCCGAGCUUGUAAAGGCCGAUGAGGCGAGGCUUCGGCAGCACGUCAAAAUGCACUCACGGAAGGCGGUGGAGGACAUGGCCAGCAGCUUGCGGAACCUACGGGUAGAAAGCAUGCAAGCCUCGAGAGCAGAGGAUGUGGAGUUCAUCUUGGAGAGGAUUGAAGAUACGAGCCUGUUUAACCAGAAGCUGCAGAGCCUCAUCUUCGACAAGACAGGUCUCUUGUCCUGUUGGCGUCGCCUCGAUGCAGCUCAUCGAAUGGAAGAGGUGGGUAGCCUCUUAAAGUGGAGUUUUGCAGACAAUGGAAGAGGCAUCGUUUGGCAGUUUUGGCACUUGAGGGACUAA